Saimiri boliviensis boliviensis (Bolivian squirrel monkey) is the source of this 2243-nucleotide messenger RNA. It is a transcript of the gene SIGLEC10, whose product is annotated as sialic acid binding Ig like lectin 10. The record is from RefSeq and is a predicted model, not a curated record. Gene Ontology annotation, molecular function: sialic acid binding. NCBI's taxonomy places the organism in Eukaryota, Metazoa, Chordata, Mammalia, Primates, Cebidae. Gene Ontology annotation, cellular component: plasma membrane. Gene Ontology annotation, biological process: cell adhesion.
GCCAGGCCCCCAGGCCAGACAUAAGCCUGCCCUCCCCUCCUGCACUGGGAGCUCUGGAAGGACCAGCUCAACAAGCCCAAGGUCAGGCUGGGCCCCCAGGAGACCCAGAAGACAAGCGGGCAAGGUGGACAGGGGAAUACCGAGGAAGGGAAAGGAGUCCUGUGACCUCAGGAUCUGAAACUCAUUUCACGCAUCAAGCCCCAGGGCUCAGCUUCCGCCCUCGGCUCCCCACUUCUGCCAAGAGCCCUGAGCCAUUCACAGCACCACCAGAAAAUAGGCCUGUCUCAGGCAGGUCCUGUGCCUCUUAUGCCGAGAUGCUACUGCCGCUGCUGCUGCUGUCCUCACUGCUGGGCGGGCCCCAGGCUAUGGAUGGGAGCUUCUCAAUCCAAGUGCAGAGGUCGGUGACAGUGCCAGAGGGCCUGUGUGUCUCUGUGCCUUGCAACCUCUCCUACCCGCGAAGGGACUGGACAGAGUCUACCCCAGCUUAUGGCUACUGGUUCCGAGAAAGGGCUGAGACAAGCAAGGAUGCUCCUGUGGCCACAAACAACCCGAAUCGAGAGGUGGACAUGAGCACACGGGACCGAUUCCAGCUCACAGGGGACCCCGGCAGGGGGAGCUGCUCCUUGGUGAUCAGAGACGCACAGAUGCAGGACAUGGGAGUGUACUUGUUUCGGGUGGAGAGAGGAAGCUACGUGAAAUUCAACUUCUUGAACGCGUUCCAUCUAAACGUAAUAGCCCUGACUCAGAAGCCUGAUGUCUACAUCCCCGAGACCCUGGAGCCUGGGCGGCCAGUGACGGUCAUCUGUGUGUUUAACUGGGCCUUCGAGAACUGUCCACUCCCUUCUUUCUCCUGGACGGGGGCUGCCCUCUCCUCCAGAAGAACCAGACCAAGCAGCCCCCACUUCUCAGUGCUCAGCUUCACGCCCAGACCCCAGGACCACGACACCGACCUCACCUGCCAUGUGGACUUCUCCAGAACGGGUGUGAGCGCACAGAGGACCGUCCAACUCCGCGUGGCCUACGCCCCCAGAGACGUUGUUAUCAGCAUUUCCCGUGACAACACGCCAGCCCUGGAGCCCCAGCCCCAGGGAAAUGUCCCACACCUGGAAGCCCAGAAAGGCCAGUUCCUGAGGCUCCUCUGUGCUGCUGACAGCCAGCCCCCCGCCACGCUGAGCUGGGUGCUGCAGGACAGAGUCCUCUCCUGGUCCCACCCCUGGGGCCCCAGAACCCUGGGGCUGGAGCUUCCCCGGGUGAAGGCCGGGGAUUCAGGCCGCUACACCUGCCGAGCGGAGAACAGGCUUGGCUCCCAGCAGCGAGCCCUGGACCUCUCUGUGCAGUAUCCUCCAGAGAACCUGAGAGUGACGGUUUCCCAAGCAAACAGAACAGUCCUGGAAAACCUUGGAAACGGCACAUCCCUCCCGGUCCUGGAGGGCCAAAGCCUGCGCCUGGCCUGUGUCACCCACAGCAGUCCCCCAGCCAGGCUGAGCUGGACCCGGCGGGGACAGACCCUGAGCCCCUCCCCACCCUCAGACCCCUCGGUACUGGAGCUGCCUCGGGUUCAAAUGGAGCACGAAGGAGAGUUCACCUGCCACGCUCAGCACCCACUGGGCUCCCAGCACGUCUCUCUCAGCCUCUCCGUGCACUAUAAGAAGGGACUGGUCUCAAAGGAAUUCUUCAUCGGAGUGGUUCUGGGAGUCAUGAGCGUGGCUCUUCUCCUCUGCCUCUCCCAGAUCAUCAUGAAGAUUCCACUGAAGAAACAAACUCAGGCAGAGACCCUGAGGCCCGGGUUCUCUCGGCACAGCACCAUCCUGGAUUACAUCAACGUGGUCCCGAAGGCUGGCCCCCCGGCUCAGAAUCGGAAUGAGAAGGCCACAUCAAGCAGCCCUUCUCGGACACCUCCUCCACCAGGUGCUCCCUGCCCAGAAUCAAAGAAGAACCAGAAAAAGCCGUAUCUGUUGUUCAGCUGCCCAGAACCCAAAUCAUCCACUCAAGCACCAGAAUCCCAGGAGAGCCGAGAAGAGCUCCAUUAUGCCACGCUCAACUUUCCAGGCCUCAGACCCAGGCCUGAGACCCAGAUGCCCAAGGGCACCCAGGCGGAUUAUACAGAAGUCAAGUUCCAUUGAGGGUCUCUUGGGCUUUAGGACUGGGUCCCCAAGGCUAGGGAAGGAUAGGCUAGGGAAGAAGGUAAAGUAAUAAAGAAUUUGAAGACAACAGAGUGUAAAGUCUCCCUCCCUCUCUCUCUC